Molecule: messenger RNA, 3981 nt
Organism: Histoplasma mississippiense
Lineage: Eukaryota; Fungi; Ascomycota; Eurotiomycetes; Onygenales; Ajellomycetaceae
Exons: 6
Coding region: 1-3981 (1326 amino acids)
Biological process (GO): signal transduction; protein phosphorylation
Cellular component (GO): cytoplasm
Molecular function (GO): protein binding; protein kinase activity; ATP binding
Source: RefSeq, a predicted model, not a curated record
AUGACAACAUUACUCUACCCAUCUGCUUUCGAGUCGGAGGUUACGGGGGCUCCCGACCCUGCUCUACCCGAUGCAGAGGUGCACAAUUCAAACCCCUCGCAGGACUCAGAAUGGUCGCCUCAGGGAAGUCUUGCAUCUUUCAUAUGCCAUGCUUCAUAUUUACAAAAUGAACUUCGCACGGAUAACUCGAUAUUUGUCGAUGACAACAACAGGAUCAAAUCGUUAUCCAGGCAUAAAAUUGGAUCAGGUGCUUCUUUCAUCGUAGAGCGUGCUGAAUGGCUAGCUGGAGUUCAUCAGCAUGAUGUAUCCUUGUCUCAACGAUUCUCUAAAUGGGGACAAUAUAUUGCGAUAAAGAGUGUGCGCGAAAGGCCCCAAUUACGCAACAGACGGAACAAUUGGAGCGAUGUAGCUCUUGAACUGCGUGCGCUGUUGCAUAAACCGCUACGAUACCAUCCCAACAUUGUCCAUUUGUUGGGACUCGGAUGGGGCUCGUCCGCUGAAUCAGACUCUGCAUAUCCGAAGAUCAUUAUCGAAUAUGCUACAUUCGGUUCAUUUCGUGAUGUCCAGGUCUACAAUCCUCCGCUGCCUUUUGCCAUUAAACAGAAACUUUGCCAUGAUGUUGCUCGUGGGCUUGCAAUUCUUCACGCGUGCGGAAUCAUCCAUGGAGAUCUGAAACAUGAAAAUAUCCUUAUUUUUGCCAACAACUAUGACAUACCAGAUGGCCAGCCAUACACUGCAAAACUGGCAGAUUUUGGUGGAGCGGUAAUGGACAUUGGCCAACGUGACUUGUCAUGUCUAUCUAUGGGAACCUACCCGUACCAGGCACCCGAAUCUUCACAGCGACUCUCUGCUGACGGAAUAAAGCAGACGGAUGUUUACUCCUUCGGGCUGCUGGUGUGGAGAAGCUUUAUCGACGGAAAAAGUAUCGCAACGGAGUUGGGACUAGAUUCCAAGCCAACGGAGUCUUCUGAGACAUUAAUCCAGGAGCUGAAACUCAGCGAUGAAAUCCUUCUAAAAGCAGUGUGCAGUAUUCAGAGCUAUUCUUCGAACAAUGGGAUCAGUGAUCGCGCGCUGGAAUUGAUCUUGUAUGUGUUAGCGCAAACAAUCCUGGUCGAACCAAAGGAUAGGUGUCUCUCUCGAGCACAGUCAGCACUGAGAGGCAUGCACAUUAACAAAAUAGAUUCAUUUCUUCAGAAAGUCGCUGCUGCGAAUGAUGAGAGGGAUGAUAUCGAGGGUACUGAACCGCCGGGGUCGCACGGUAACGAUUAUGAUUGCCAAAGAAAUACCCCGGGCUAUCGACAGAAGCUGUCACAUCCAGAUAUAGGGGAAUUUUUAUUCGAACCUGAGAAAUUAAAGGAAAUUCUUGACUGGGUUCAACAGCAGCAGAUUGUCGACGAUUUCAGGGAGGCAGCUCGAAAAAACAGAACAGGAACCUCUGAUGGCCUACAGCCGUGGAAAGCUGCAUAUUACCUGUUUCAAUGCUACCUAUCUGGAUUUGGAGUAACAUUUGACGGUAAACAAGCGUGUCAUUGGCUACAGGAAUCUGCCGAUGCUGGUGAUCAGGGUGAUGUCGACUACUGGGCGAUGGCUUGGUUAUUGCGCGUUAGCACCGCGCUUUCUGUGCCGAUAUCUCUUACGCUGGAUGAGCUACAAGAGUACAUUCGAUGGGGCAUUAUAAGAGGUCAUCAAAACUGUCUUGAGGACGGAAGAAAAAUAAUUGAGCAACUAGCCAAUACAGAUGAACGUGUACGAUGGGAAAGUAUGAUGACAGAGGCGGAUUGGGUCAGGAGAACUGUAGCUGGCGGGGUCGGAAUGCCUCACUUUGUCCCUAGAAAAUUACGCCGAUGUUACGAUCUGGAUGAUAUUUCGAUCCUUGAAGGUCAGAUCAAGGAUGAACUUGGAACGAAAUAUAAUUCCUGUUUGCGGAAGAAUCUUUCACGUCCUUUUUUGAAUUUUUUCGGGAAGAACCAGAAAGCAGAGUUCACAACAGCCGAAGAAUCUGAGUUUGAUAAAAUUUUUGUUAACCACAAGGGCCACGGUCUCCUACAUUUUGCUGCAAUUCUCGGAAAAUUGAGAGCGCUGAAGUACAUGGUUGAAACGUAUUUGUGCAGCAUUGACCUACCAAAUAAAUCCUUGGCUGAAUCACCUCUUACAUGUGCUUGUCGCAGUGGCCACUUUGACUGUGCCAUGUAUCUCGUUGGAUGCGGUGCCAAUGGAGGGGGAACAAAAUACGGUGAAGAAGCUCCUUUGCACUGGCUUUGUAGCUUCACUCCUGAAAAAAUGGGACCUCUUGCAAAAGCCUUAGUAGAUGCCGGCGCUAAUAUAGAACAUUCCAGUGGUACAAUGCGAAAAGACGUUAGAAUGAUAAAUGCUGACUGGGAGGACAAUUUUGGCAUUGUAACAACACCGCUAGGGAGGGCUGUGUUGAUGAGGAGCCUUCCUGCUGUAAGAGUCCUCCUUGAACUCGGCGCAAAUCCCUUAGCCAAAGUGGGACAUGAAAACAACAUUAAUGUCAAAUCCCCCACGGAGCUAGCGGCUGUACUUACUCUUCCUCAUAUUCUGGAAGUAUUGCUCCUAUUCAUCGACCAAGUGCUUCUAGAAAAGACGCCAAUAUUUGACGAGAUCGGCAUGCUUCGAGCUGCUCAUGAAAAACGAAUAACUCCAUUUGAUCCAACUACUUUACAAAGCAGGUUGCUAGGAAAUUACGAUAUUGUGGAGGCACUGUUGGAGCUAGGACAUAGUGCAAACGGCUCUCCUGGCCACCGACCUAUCGAGGAGGCAGUUUUGAUGAACCAUGAAGCCAUUUUCCGACUUCUAGUCAACCGUGGCGCACUAACGGGAGUAAAACGCACCGGUUAUAAUGGAAGACAGUUCUCUUUGCUCCAGAUAUCUGCUAGCCGUCCACGAACAUCUCAUAAUGGAACCUUUAUAGCAGAGUAUCUUAUCCGGUCAGGGAUGGCUAUCGAACCAUUACCAGAUGGAAGUCCAUCAAGUUUAGCGCUGGCGAUCAAAAAUCGCUACUUCGACCUCUCCGAUCUGCUUCUGGAGAACGGUGCUGAUAUCAAUGCAUUGUAUCAGUCUGACAAAGGAGAAGAGUGGGUCACUGUCCUUGGUGAACUACUUCUGAUGCAUACGGAAGCCACCUUGCAAUCACUGGCUUAUAUCUUUCGUAAACUAGAUGCCAAUUCUAAUAACGUGAUCAACAAGAAGCGAAAGCUCACGGCUCUACAUACCCUCGCGCUUUGUCCCUUCAACGUGAUAAACGACAGGUCUCAAGUUUCCUCCAGGGUUAUUCAAGCGGUUCUUACAGCUUUCCAUACUGCAGAGCAUAUUAACUCUGUUCAUCCGAUCCUAGGCACCGCGCUUUGUAUAGCCAGUGUUGCAGGAAAUCUAGAAAUGGUAACUGCUCUUUUAGCUCAUAGGGCUGAUACGGAAAUCCCAAUGCGCGUAGAUCAGUUAAAUGAAAGUGAUAGAGAGGACUUAGGGUUGCCCGAUACAGAGUAUAAUCAGCAAUGUGAAAACGGGGAAAGUACUCCCUUGGCUCUAGCGCAAUUUGCCUUUAGCAAACAGCUCUCGGACUUUGAGAAGUCAUCGUCUUUGGAUAUGGCUAGCUUAUCGAAACUGGAUUGUUUUGAGGCCAUGGUUCCCCUAUUCCAAAGUGCCGGAGUUCCCUAUUCAGAUGCAGCAUGGGAAUCUUUGAGAGAUAGGAGAAAGUGCCUUGAGGACCGAAUCAAACUCAGCACCUUGAUGGCGCAGCUAACGCCAACUAAUCUAUCGGAGCCUGUAGAUCUCUCUGUGCUGACGGAUAAAAAGCCAACCAAUUGGAAAGAGGGGUAUGAAAUGAAUCAGGAAACGGCGGCAAGGACUUUGCUGAAAUUUAUGAGAGGGGUAACGUUGAAUGUGGACGAGCUGAGGUUGCCCAGUUAUGCCAACUUCUCGAUAUGCAAGAGAGAAAUAAAUAAGCAGCCAAGACACAACUGA